AUGAGCGACGGCGGCGGGGGAAAUGGCGGCGGCAGAAUCACCACCGGGUACCCUCUCCCUCUCAAAAUCGUCUCAGAUAUCCUCUCCAGGCUUCCAAUCAAGUCCGUAGCCCGAUUCGAAGCCGUCUCCAAACCCUUCGCCGCCCUAAUCAAAUCCCCCGACUUUGUCUCCGCCCACCUCCGCCGCCACUCCCCCACCGGCUCGUCGUUCCUGAUCCGCCGCCUCGCGGACCCAACCGUCGGCGGUUUCCACUUCUCCCUGAUCGACGGCCGGGCCGCCGCGAUGGGCGAUAUUCCCAUCCCGUUCAUGGACAGCCUCAGUCGAUUCCCCAAAAUUGUGGGCUCCUGCUGCGGCCUCGUCUGUCUCGACAUCUCCAUGCGCCACGCCUCGGCGUUUCUUCUUUGGAACAUCGCCACUAGGAAAGUGGGGAGCGUUCCUAGGUCAAGGAUUUUCGUCGAGCGCCCGCCCUUUUGGAUGGUGGCAGUUGGGUUCGGGUCGAAUUGCGACAACAGCAACAUCAAGCUGGUGAGAAUCGUGUAUUUCAAGCGGAGGAUGGAGGAGUUGCCCCUUGUGAGGGCGGAGGUCUUUUCGUGGGGAUUGGGUCGGUGGAGUUUGAUUGAUGCAGAUGCGACCCAGGCGGCCCUGCAAUCGUGCUCCAUCACUGAGGGUCAGAAGGCUGUGGCUGCUAAUGGGGCAUUGCACUGGGUGGGCGUUGAAAUUGAGAAACCUUCCAUGAACAAGUACAUUGUCUCACUUGAUUUGGGUACUGAAGAGUUCAGCAGAGUUCCAACUCCUGAUUAUGGCAGUGAGUUUCCAACGUGUGUGCAAGUUAUGGGGUUUAAGGGUAUGAUUGGAUUGGCGGCUUACCCUGCCCAGUCUUUCAAACCAUCACCCUACAAGUUCAUCGAUCUCUGGACGCUGGACGACGGUAUUCGCUGGACUAAGAUUACUAGUUUGAGGCCGGAUUUUAUAGGCAUUGGGAUUCCUGUGGGGAUUCUGAAUGAUUCUGAGCUGAUAAUGAAGCGGGAAGAGGGGCAAUAUGUGCAUAUCAGCUCGUUUGAUGGAAAUGGCAGGGUUAAGUGGAACAUUCCGGUCUUCUCUGUGCCCGAGUUUGCCUGUGAAGUUUAUGGCUUUGUUGACAGCGUGUAUCCAGUAGCUCCAUUCGAGGAAGUUGAUGCUGCAGAGGGUUGA
Linum tenue is the source of this 1191-nucleotide messenger RNA. The record is from the annotation of a GenBank genome assembly. Lineage: Eukaryota; Viridiplantae; Streptophyta; Magnoliopsida; Malpighiales; Linaceae.